CAGCUGCAGAGAGACCAGAGAAGGCUGACAACAACGGAGAGGCUCAUGUUAGGAAAGUCAGAAACGCAACAUUUGCCUAUUUUUUGAUCUGAUGUCCAAAGAUUACCACUCGUAACCUUCUUGCCGACCACAUCUUCUCAGUUUUUACGCAUGCGUGGGGAUAUAUUUUUCAUUCUCUCGACCUGAAAUGACUGCUAGUCGCCGCGUCUAGCCAAUGGUUACUGCGGGGGCUCCUGUCUUGUGGAUUAUCCGUCGUCGCCGAGCCAGUCGCAUGGUCGAGCCCGGAGGAGGCCCCGCUCUGCUGGAUGGAUGUGUGUGAAGCAGCGCCGGACUCCCAGUACUGAUGAAGAAGGUGAUAAUGAUGAUGCUCGGGUUUCAUCGGCAGCGGGCGAACUGAUCUUGGAUGUUCGGGCUUUAUCGCCCCUCCACAAAACAUUUCCUCACACGGCAAAAAAUAUUAUUCCUUAAAAACUGGACGCCCCUGGAGCAGUUUAUGACGACCCUGGUAGGAGCGUGAUGAGCGCACGCUUCCACUUGCCUGCUGGCAGAUCCUACAAUGUCCGGGCGACGGAGCUGGAGCGAGACAGGCAGCACACACAGGUUGUGUGCAACGUACUGCUGCUGGACAACACAGUCCAGGCGUUCAAAGUCAGCAAGUCGGACCAUGGCCAGGUGUUGCUGGAUGCUGUCUUUAAGCACCUGGAGCUGACUGAGAGAGACUACUUUGGCCUGCACUUGGCUGAUGACUCCUUAGAUGCGCCGCGCUGGCUCGACCCCAACAAGCCCGUCAGGAAACAGUUAAAAAGAGGCUCUCCCCAUAACUUGAGCUUCAGAGUCAAAUUCUUUGUAACAGACCCCGGUAAACUUCAGGAAGAAUACACACGGUACCAAUAUUAUCUUCAGAUCAAGCAGGAUAUAUUAACUGGAAGAUUGCCCUGUCCACACAACACAGCCGCACUGCUGGCGUCCUAUUCUGUUCAAUCUGAGCUGGGGGACUACAGUGAAACGGAGCAUACAGCAGGCUAUCUGUCGGAGUACUGCUUCAUGCCCAACCCUCCACAAGACUUCCAUAAAGAGGUCGCCAAACAUCACCAGCAGCACAGCGGUCUAUCUCCUGCCCAGUCAGAGUUUAAUUAUCUGAACACAGCACGCGCGCUGGAGCUCUACGGGGUAGAGCUGCACUAUGCAAGGGACCAGAGCAACACAGAGAUUCUUCUUGGGGUGAUGUCUGCCGGCAUUGUUAUUUACAAGAACAGGGUACGGAUCAACUAUUUCCCAUGGUUGAAAAUAGUGAAAAUCUCCUUCAAGUGCAAACAGUUCUUCAUCCAGCUAAGAAGAGAGGCGUCUGAGACGCGGGAAACGCUGCUGGGUUUCAACAUGGUGAACUAUCGGGCCUGUAAAAACCUGUGGAAGGCUUGUGUGGAGCACCACACCUUCUUCAGGCUGGAUCGGCCCAUCCCGCCACAGAAGAACUUCUUCGCUCACUACUUCACUCUGGGCUCAAAGUUCAGAUACUGCGGGCGGACGGAGGUGCAGUCUGUGCAGUACGGAAAGGAGAAAGGCAUCAAGGACAGAGUGUUUGCCAGAUCUCCCAGCAAGCCAUUAGCCAGGAAGUUGGUGGGCGGAACUGACUGGGAGUCAGUCAGCAGGAACAGCCUAUCAGAUGAGAGACUGGAGACCCAGAGCCUGCCCACUCGCUCGCCGCCUGGGACACCCAAUCAGAACUCACUGUUUGUACAAGAGGGCACACGACUACGCCCAUCGUCCGUUGGCCACCUGGUUGAUCAUGUGAUCCAUGCUUCACCCAGCCUACCUGUCUUCUCCUCCUCCAAUCACAAAUCAGCAUCGUCCACUCAGGCCAACAGCAUCAGCUUGGACUCCACACCGUCUCCAGAGGGGAUAGACGGCCAGCCUCCAGCUCUGCCCCCCAAGCAGCUGAGCAGGAAGACCUUGAGCCAGAUCAUCCAGGCCCACUCCCAGCAGAGCCUCCUGGACAACCACCUUAAUGAGAUGUACGAUGUUCCCGUCAAUGCGGACAAAACCACGCUAAAUGGAGUUGUCCCUCAUGAUAAUCUGGUCCUGAUCAAGAUGAGACCUGACGAACACGGACGUUUUGGCUUCAAUGUCAAGGGUGGAGCUGACCAGAAGAUGCCCAUCAUUGUGUCUCGAGUGGCUCCAGGAACAUCAGCCGACCUGUGUGUGCCUCGCCUUAACGAGGGCGACCAGGUAGUCUUAAUUAAUGGACGGGACAUCUCUGACCACACCCAUGACCAGGUGGUCAUGUUCAUCAAAGCCAGCUGUGAGAGCCAUUCUGGAGAGCUCAUCCUAUUGGUCAGACCCAAUGCCAUCUAUGACGUGGUGGAGGAGAAGGUGGACUCAGAGCCAGAUUUUCAGUAUAUCCCUGAGAAGUCCCCUCAGGACCCCGCCCAGCUAGACCAGCAUGCUUUGAGGGACUCCAUGGUCACACUGAAGGAAGGCCUGCUCAGUGGAGCCAUACUGGCACAGUUUGAUCAACUGUACAGGAAGAGGCCGGGGAUGACCAUGCUGUGUGCCAAAUUACCUCAGAACGUUUCCAAAAAUCGCUACAGAGACAUCUCUCCCUACGAUGCCACACGGGUCAUUCUGAAAAGCACAGAUGACUACAUCAAUGCAAAUUACAUCAAUAUGGAGAUUCCAGCCUCGAGUCUGAUAAACCGUUACAUAGCCUGCCAGGGCCCCCUGCCCAACACCUGUCCUGACUUCUGGCAAAUGACGUGGGAGCAGGGCUCAUCCAUGGUGGUCAUGCUGACUACGCAGGUCGAGAGGGGGCGGGUGAAGUGUCACCAGUACUGGCCCAAUCCAGACAGCAGCGCCACCUACGGAGACUUUACAGUAACGUGCCACAACGAAGAGGGCAACUCUGCCUUCCUGGUCCGGGAGAUGACUCUCGUGCACACGCAGAGUGAGCAGCAGAGAGAGCUUACCCAGAUUCAGUACCUGGCUUGGCCGGACCACGGCGUUCCUGAUGACUCCACUGAUUUCUUGGACUUCGUGGCUCUGGUACGGACCAAACGAGCCGGACAGGACCAGCCGAUGGUGGUGCACUGCAGUGCGGGGAUUGGUCGGACAGGGGUUCUGAUCACCAUGGAGACGGCAUUGUGUCUAAUGGAGUGCGGUCAGCCAGUGUAUCCUCUAGAUAUCGUCAGGACCAUGAGAGACCAGAGAGCCAUGAUGAUACAAACACCUAGCCAGUACCGCUUUGUGUGUGAGGCCAUCCUGAAAGUCUACGACGAGGGCCUGGUCAAACCAUUCAAGACCGCCGUCUACCAGGUGAGAGAAAAGGUGGAUGAGGGGAGGGAAGAGGAGAAGAAGGAGCAGCAAAAAGCAGGGGAAGGAGCAAAGAUGGCAGCGACGGAAGAGGGGGAGGCGGCUGUGGCGGUGGAGUUGCUAGAAGGAGGUCUGGAUGAAGAGGAUGAUGAUGAUGAAGAGGUGGAGGUGCUGGAUGUGGGGGAAGUGACAGAAGAUGGAGAGGAAGAGGAGGAGGAGGAGGACGAAGUGGAGGAGCUGAGCGUCGCAAGUGUUGCGAGCGUCGCAAGCGUUGCGAGCGCCACCAGCGCUGCCAGCGCCACCAGUGCCGCGACUGCUGCAAGUGCUGCAAGUGCAAGUGCUGACAGCGCCACCAGCGUGACCAGUGAGACCAGCGUGAACCCUGACCCUGACCCUGCUAACCCGUGACUUUUGACCUCCGGCAGUCAUCGUGGGUUAGCGGGAGGAGGCCAGGAGGCCGGAGGAGAGAACAAAAGCACUGUUGCACUUUAUGCUGACAAAAAUGGAAAAAAAGACACAAACGAACAAACGUGAAAGUCAUGGACAAGCUAGAAUUAAAAAAAGAAACCCAGCCGUGUUGAAUAGGUACCUUUAGGGGAUAUUGUAUGUUCAGGGUAAAGAAAAAAGUCUACAAAGAAAGAAAAGAUAAAAGUACGAGAGAAUAAAAUGUGGAUGGGGAAUUGCUGUAGUGCCAUAAGUACGAAGGGGAAGGGCUGCCCCCACGGAUGGAAAGUUUUUUUUUCCGCAAAGGGUCACCCUGUCCCCUUCUGAGCGAGUCUGCCAGACGGACCUGCCUUUUUUUUAGUGUCCUUUUAGCUGAUAAAGAGAUAUACCUUAUCUUUUGUUCCUCAGAAAGAGUAUUUAUUGUGUUUUAGUUUGUGUCAAACCCUGUCCACUGAACAAAAAAAACUUGUAUGUUUGUUUGUAUGAAUCUAGAGCUUCAUGCUUUCCUGAUUAAAUCUUAGGUAGUAAAGUAGUGCGAUUCCUCUUCUUCUAACUACUUCUUUAUUUCUUUUGCUUUUUCGUGGGGGAAAAAAACAAAACUGAUUUAAUUUAUUGUACUUGGUUUUCUCAGCUUUCUCGUCUAUGUUUCUGACAGCACAGACUGACAGAUGGACAGCUGAAAGCACUUUGUGUCUCACCUCUUGUUCAAUGCUGUGGCAAGUCGUACUCUUGAUCCUGCUUUGUGCUGUGUUUUUGAGCUUACAGACGCGUGCGCUCUGAAGCCGCCGUCGUUUGGCGUGGUGAAGAACUGGUUUACAAUCCUCAGGGCCGGUGUUUACUGGGCACCUCUGUCACAGCAGCGACUACAGAGCUCCCACUGAAAGACUUAAUGACAGAAACAUUUUGGAUUAUUCAGAACAAAUUCCUGUUACUUAACAUGGACAGCGUCAUAGAGAGGCCCCAGUAGACACCCCGCCUCACUGAGUUACAAUCUAAGCUAUUUCCCAGCCUUUUGUGGCUGAUAAAGAAACAAGGCUGAGCUCAGUUCAUUACUUCCUUUAAAUUCGCAUGCAGCUAAUUUGAUGUUUGAAUCUGGAUCCCUGCUGAAGUGUCCUUGAGCCAGACACUUGACAACAAAUCACCACUGUGCGCAAAGCCCCGUUGCUUCCUUCCGACUUUAGCAAAUCAACCUCGUGUAACCCAAACGCUCUGUUAGCACGGGUCCAUACGUCAGAACCCGAGGAGCAAAUCAUCCAAAAAUCAGACAUGAAUUAGUUCUCAAGUGGUUAAAAGCUGCUAGAAUUUUUAUGCAAUCAAUAUUUGCUUUUUGCUUUUUUUUUAGAAUUUCUAGAGUGAACUGAUCUCAACCUUAGUGUGAAUGGUGACAACAUGACUUCAAAGGCUCCCUCCACUGACCUCGCCACAUUUUAUACAAAGACACUUUGAAUCCCGAAAACAGGAGCAAACCUGGCGUGUCGUCACUUUGCCUGAGCUGUCGUAUGACCCAACAUUAACUUUAGUGAUUUGUUUUUCCAAGGUUAUCCCCUAACUGGAUACUUCCUUUGAACGUUUCAGCGGUUCAGAGGUCACUGGAGUGAGGCUUUAAACCCAACCUUUGCUGUUUCAUUUCUUUUUCUAAAAUCUGACUGUGUGCCAGAGAACAGUUGAUAGUUCAAAGAAGCAGCACAAACAGAACAACCGAUGCUUUUCCUUUUUUAUUCUUGAUCUUUCCCAAUGGUACUUUAUUUUAAGGCACAUGUUGUUUUUAAGCCAAGAUGUUAACGAGUGAUAAGACUAAAGUGAUUUUUGUAUUUUUAAUUCACAAAACCCAGCAUUAAGUUGCCUGUCUAGUAUUUUUUUUUUUUUAUGUGAAGUACAGGUGAAGCUGCCGUUGUACUUGACAGAGCGGUAUGGAAUGAAGUGUAGCCUCUUCAUGAUUUGAGAUUUUGUUCUUAUCGGCUGCUUCGGUACCUGCUGUCAUUGGAUUCUGCUGGAAGAAAAACCUACUGCUGUGAGUGUGUGAACGUGUGUGUGUGUGUGUGUGUUUGUACUCAGAUCUCUUUCUCCUUACCUCUCUCCUCCAUCUCUAACAUAUAGUUUGUUAGCUGUCUGGUCUAAGCCUGCUUGUCCGUUAACUGGAAUGAAAGGUUGUGCCAUAGCGCCACAAACCUAAUCUAACCCGAUCUCAAGUUUUGUUUUGUUUUUGUUUUCUGAAGAAACUCUUGGAGUGUGAUUUUUUUUUAUUAUUUUUUUUUUAAGUCUGUCCUAGCUGAAUCUUGGCCUGUGAAACAUUUCAAAGCGUGCUCCCUUUCAAACAGCUGAAUCAUACUUUUGUCACAUGGAGAGGUGGGAUGAAGAAGAGCUUUCCUCUUCUCUCUCUCUUUUUUUAUUUUUUUAUAAUCUCUCCUAUAUUGCAGCCGUCUCCCAAAAUCUGCCUUCUCUCAGGCAACAUCAGUCAUUUUCAGCAGAGCCCACGCAACAUCCACGGUCCAUUCUUCUCAUUGUUCUUCCCCAGAUGCCUCUCUCUUUUGGAUCAUUAUACAUGGAGCCCACUCUCUCUGCAUUGGCCUCCAGGCAAAUGACACAUCUGAGCUGAAUACCAUGGGUACAGUAGUGCAAGCUUGUUUUCAACAGGACAAACCGAGGGUUGCCAGUGAAUGAUUGACUCAAUAACUCUUUUUAUUUAUUGGCAGACCCUACACGUAUGAGCCUCUAAUCAAAAGAUCCAGCGCCCUUUUUUUUAUCAUCCGUUUUUGUGUGUUUUGGCAGCAGGGCCAAAAAAAAAAUCAAAUCACCACCAAAUCAAAUUGAACGAACGCCGAAGGCCCUUGUGAUGAAGUGACAUCAAUAGCAAGUUGGGUUUUUUUUAAAUGAUGAUUUCUAACAAGAAACGAAAACACCUGCAGUGCAAAGUUAAUAAUUGAUAAAUCAGGGCUGCCAUCUGCACAAAAUGUCCAGCAACGAGCUGUCUGUGUUCAAAGUGUUUUGUUGUUGACACAUAAUUGGUACUGUCUGUGCGUUUAGGGUACUGAUCAAAGGUAGUUUGGAGGGGACCAGACGUGGGGAGGGCUCGGGUUAGUUGUAUUUUUGUAAAGAUGAAAAACAGCUCUAGUCGGGUAGGGAAAGGACAGCACUUUGUAGAAGGCUGAGUGGCAGGUAGUGCUACUGAAAAAAAAGAGUUGGAGACAUAAAGCAUUGUUAAAAUGAGUUGUUCUUUUUUUUUAUUUGUCAUUUUUAUUUUGUUUGAGAAUAAGACCUGUAGGGAACAAGAGAAAAAAAAAGAACUCCUAACUACACAGUGCCACUUGUUAAUUUUUUGUAAAUAAUACUAGACCAUGUAAAUACAAUGUUGUAUAUGAAAAAAAUCUUUAAAAUAAAAGGGAAAAUCAUUUGUGAGCAGAAA
Plectropomus leopardus (leopard coralgrouper) is the source of this 7153-nucleotide messenger RNA. RefSeq names its product protein tyrosine phosphatase non-receptor type 4a (gene ptpn4a). NCBI's taxonomy places the organism in Eukaryota, Metazoa, Chordata, Actinopteri, Perciformes, Serranidae. Gene Ontology annotation, cellular component: cytoplasm; cytoskeleton; cytoplasmic side of plasma membrane. Gene Ontology annotation, biological process: protein dephosphorylation. The record is from RefSeq and is a predicted model, not a curated record. Gene Ontology annotation, molecular function: cytoskeletal protein binding; protein tyrosine phosphatase activity.